AUGGAGGAGAAGCAGGAGGCAGCCCCUGGGGGCCCCCCUCUGCUGCUGCAGCCUCUAUGUCGUUAUCACACCGGCCCUGAUAUAGGGGUCCUUGAAAGCUGCGACGCGGAGGGCUCUAUGCUGCUGCUGCAGCAGCAACAGCAACAACAGCAGCAGCAGCAACAGCAGCAGAAACUGCAGCUGAUGGGCCCCUCUCUAAGCCCCCGCCAUAUCAAGAGGCGGCCCUCCUCAAGUGGAGAACUGUUAACGCUUAGCAGCAAUUCAUUGCCGCUGCAUUCAUCUUCUUUGCUGCUACCUAAUGAGCAGCAGCAGCAGCAGCAGCAGCCGCAGCAGCAGCAGAUAACAGGCAUCCCUACCCUGCAUCAGGGAGGGAUUUUGCUGCUCUACAUUACGGGGUGGACAGCCUCAUCUACACCACCCCAUGAAGGGACACCACCUUACCUGCACCACCCCAAGGGGAACGACCAGUGGGAUAAAUCGCCCAAUGGGCAGCAUUACUACGUGGGGUGUACAGGCAGCUUCGCUCUUUUUGCUGGUUUUCUGCAGCAGCUGCAGCAACCCCCUUCUAAACCAGAAGCCCUUAGAUGCACUGAUGUCUCCUGCGGUCGGGUGUCUCUGGAGUGGGGUUGGACUCCUCUUAACAAGGAGACAGUUGCUGCCUUCAACAUCUACAGCAUUGAGAUAAGCUGGGGGCCCCCAGCCGACACUGGAGGGCCGCCGAUAUUAUUUUAUCAAGUUUAUCGCAACAGUCAUCCUUACAUUUGCAUCGCUUAUGAAGGACAUAAACAAUAUAAAGUAAAAGAUAUAAAUAUUAAACAAGGACAGAGCUACACAUAUGCUGUAUCGGCCUGGACCUCCAUACCCCCAGGAGCUCAACUGCUGCAGCAGCAGCAGCAGCAGCAGCAGCAGCAGGAAGAGCAGCAGCAGCAGGAAGAGCAACAGCUGCAGCAGCAGAGCGACAGUAAAGGCUGCGGCAGCAACAGCAACAGCAGCAGCAACAGCAACAGCAGCAGCAACACCAACAGCAGCAGCAACAGCAACAGCAACACCAGCAGCAACAGCAACAGCAACGCCAACACCACCAGCAGCAACACCACCACCAGCAGCAGCAGCAGCAGCAAUAAGAGUGAAGGAGUUGGUGAGGGUUUGUUGAGUAAAAGUAUAACAAGCAGCAGCGCUAUCAGCAGCAGCACUAUCAUCAUCAGCAGCAGCAGUACUGUCAGCAGCAACAGCAGCAGCAGCAGUAUCAUCAUCAUCAGCAGCAGCAAUAGGAGCAGCAACAGCAGCAGCAGCACUAUCAGAAGGAACAGCAGCAGCAGCACUAUCAGAAGGAACAGCAGCAGCAGCACUAUCGUCAUCAGCAGCACCAUCAUCAUCAUCAUCAUCUGCAGCAGCAUCAUCAUCAUCAUCAUCAUCUGCAGCAGCAUCAUCAUCAUCAUCAUCAGCAGCAGCACUAUCAUAAUCAUAAUCAUCAGCAGCAGCAGCAGCAGCAGGAAGAGGAGGAAGUAUUAG
Eimeria acervulina is the source of this 1512-nucleotide messenger RNA. RefSeq names its product Alpha amylase, catalytic domain containing protein, putative. Gene Ontology annotation, molecular function: protein binding. NCBI's taxonomy places the organism in Eukaryota, Apicomplexa, Conoidasida, Eucoccidiorida, Eimeriidae. The transcript has 7 exons. The record is from RefSeq and is a predicted model, not a curated record. The coding region runs from base 1 to 1512 and encodes 503 amino acids.